Molecule: messenger RNA, 4023 nt
Organism: Toxorhynchites rutilus septentrionalis
Lineage: Eukaryota; Metazoa; Arthropoda; Insecta; Diptera; Culicidae
Exons: 7
Coding region: 1639-3210 (523 amino acids)
Cellular component (GO): nucleus
Source: RefSeq, a predicted model, not a curated record
AUUCAUGGUUUGUGCAAUCGAGCGAUCGAUGAGCAUAGUGGUCCGUCGUCGUCGUUUUGUUUUCCUCCCUGUGUGUUUAGUGUGUGCCGUAGUAGUAUAUAUGUUAGAGACUCAACCGUGCUACUGUACUACUAAUCACCCUCGCCGAAGUUUCCAUCCCACAAAGUAUCGAUCCGAACCGAACGGACGCAAAAGGACUGGGCUCUCUGUCAGUUGCAGACAGAAAGUGUGUCGAUAGAUUGUUCCCCCAAUCCCAGCAGCAGUAGCAGUUCCAAAUGUCAGUGAAUUCGAACCGAGCAAUGGCCCUCAUCAUGUGAUUAAAGCGGAUUGUUGUUACCGGGGCGAAGCCAGAGCAUUGCGCGAGGUUCGAAACAGGACCCCUGGUAGAGUGUAUGCCGCGAGCGGGGCCGAGUUGGAUCGAUGGAACAUUUCUGAGGUGAAAUCAGGCUGCUCAAAAGAAAAACAAUCGAAAAAUCGAUUGAAUACAUCUCGCAUAUUAGGUGGCCUGCGGAUUUGCAAGGGGAUUCUUCUGCGAAACAAUUGCCAAACCAAGCUGUGAUCCAAUUCAUGCAUUAGUGGACCGAGAACUGGAGAAGGGUCCCCAAAAAAUUAUAAAUAUGCAUUGCUUGCGACUGUGCUGUCAUUGAUUGUGUGCUUGUUUGUGUGCGAGAGUAUACGAGUCGGGAAUUGGAGCAAGAGGGUGGCGUGCUGCAUACACCACCCAGUGGUGGGUAGGAGCAAAGAGGAGUCACAGUCAUCGUUCAUCAUCAGCACAUCCACACGCAAUUCACACAAGGAGUCAUUGAUCAGAAAAAAAUAAACAUAAGGCAGCAACUAUUAUCUAACCGAUCUCACACACACUCGCCCAUUCACACAUGCUCAUCAAGCUCUCGCAAGGCUGCCGUGAGUUCCCGUAAAGGUAAACAUACGAUCGCUCAUCGUCUGCUGUCAAUCGAGAAUCGAGGAGAGUGGGAUUUUGGUAGCUGUUCUCCCGAAAGCGCUCAACAUUCAAUUGCAUAAUAAGCGGCACUGCGCACAUAUGGUGUGUGCGUAGCUGGGAACCGUUUUCACACACUACCGAAGCACCCCUCGCCCUGUACGUCACUAUAGCAACAAACACCUAACAAGGACACUCACGGUUGGCCCAGUGCAAAUAUAAAUAAAUAUCGGUACCAUCAUUCGUGGUGCAGCAGCAGCUGUGUGCAAUAGAAGAGAGCCCACCGUCGUCAUCACACGGUAACUGCGCGGAUUCAAACGGAACACUCACAAACCCGCUCCCACCCCCCGUUCUAUGCGACUGUGGUGUUUUGGUGUGUGCGCGAGAACUAGCAGUGGUCAUCCAUCUUUGAUCGGUGCUACUGCUGCGCAUACAUUCGCAUAGUUCCGCUGCAUCCCUCCUACUUCCCACGCAGCAGCAGCGGUAGGAAACGGAGUAGCCAUAGGAAGAGUGUGUUGCACACACGGUGGCAGUAGUGCUCGUGUGUGUGCGCCUGUGAAUGUGCACAGCUCAUCGAUUCUUGGCUCUGGCUCUGUGGCAGCGAGAUUAGGAGUGUAGAACCGAGCUUCGCGCAGAGUACGCAAGCAGCACCAUCCGAUUGGAGCGUGCGGGCGAAAGAGAGAAACGAGAGAAGUCGUAAUAUGGCUGUGUUUUUAGUUAACAUAUGCAAGUUCAAUGGUUGUGGUAUUACGUUUCCGAGCUUGGGUGAUCUGAUUCAGCACAUCGAGGACACACACAUAGACUACGAUUCCCAGGUUCUCGGUCAGAAGGAAAAAUCCCAAUCCACCUGUCUUCCUCUGAGCUACGUGCUUCGUUUUAUCACUGAUCCGUCUCGCAAGGAAAGCACAACACCCAGUAAUGGCUCGGCUGGUGGUGGUGUUGGCUCCCUCAAGGGGUCUUUCGGUGGCACUGCUGGUGGUGCCGUAGCUGGAGCGGGUGGCGAUGGGUAUCAGAGCACACCGCCCGGGACACCGGGCGGAACCGCAUCGUCAGCAUUGCUCGCCGGCAACGGUGGGCUAGGAGGUGGUGGUGGUUCCGCUGGAAAUGGUCUCUCUAGUGGCGGUGGUGGUGGUGGCUUGGCAUCCGGUGGAUCCGGCGGAGGGAACGAUAGCAAACUGACACCAGGAGGAUUGGCUGGAACCGAUAUGAAGCGUAAGAUUGCCAUCAAACAUCACAGCUACAGCAUGUCGUCCUCCAAUCGAAGUACAACCCCCACCGGCAGCGAAAUGGAUGAUGACGAUAUGAUGGUUUCCGAGUCAGAGGACAGCAAUGAUUCCUGGACGACGGAGGAGUUCAGCUCCGAAUUCAUCAUGCGUUAUGGAAGCAGACGCCAUUCUUCGUCCGGUGGCAAUGGUCAGAACUCAUCCAACGAAAAACCCUUCGCAUGUCCCGUCCCCGGCUGCAAGAAACGAUACAAGAACGUCAACGGAAUCAAGUAUCACUCGAAGAAUGGCCACAAAAAGGAUGGAAAUCGUGUCCGGAAAGGCUUCAAGUGUCACUGUGGCAAGAGCUACAAAACGUCCCAGAGGCUAAAAAACCACCAGCUAAGCACGCACCAGAACCCGGCGGUGGAGCAGGUGGCAGCAGGUGUACAAUCGUCCGUUUCGGGCACCCAACCAGCUCAGCAACUGUCAUCGUCAUUGUCCUCGUCCUCAUCGUCGUCUUCGUCGUCGUCGUCGUCGUGUCCGGCUUCCGUGUCGUCUAUAGUAGCCUCUAUAUGUUCCUCGGCUAACAACAACAACAACAUCAACACUAACGAUCACAAUGGUGGCGGCAAUGUGGCCACACUCGGCGUACCGGGUGGGAUCACUAUCGCAGCCGCCGCAGCAUCUAGUCAAAUUGCUUCAUCCUCCUCCAGUUCAUCAUCAUCGUCAUCAUCGUCGUCGUCAUCAUCGUCAUCGGUCGGUUCGCCGAACGGCAAGUACGACAACCUGGGCAUCCUGACGCCGGCUACCUCACCGAAGCUAACCCUGGUGGGUGCCGCUGGCACUGUCCAGGAGAACCUUCUGCCAAUGACCCCUAUCAGCCCUAACGUGAGUGCCAACGCGAGUGGUAUCAGCGGCGGUAGCAUCAUCACCGUUUCCGGCGGUGGAACAGCUGGCGGAGGAGGUGGAGGCGGUGGGACUAAUAGUGUGUCGCUGGUAAGUAGUAAAAGUACGGCCGCGCUCUCGGCGGCCACUCUGCUUGGCCAGCUGCACACCGAAGAGACGUAGCCGAUACUCAAGAAUCUUUUGUUGAGAAAGUGCUGAAAUGAGGGGGGAGAAAAGGUUCAGCAGCAGCAGCAUGGCAUGCACAGCGGUUCUUGGUCUCCGCGCAAUUCAGUCACCUUUCGGUUUUUAUCCAGGAAUACCGCUAAACAAUAAUACGCUUUCAUCUAUACCGAUACCGAUACAAGGUAAUCAAAUACAGAGAUAUAAAAUUUAGAUGAUAGAAGCUGUGGGGAAGAAACAUACACACACACACAGUUAUUAAUAAUUAUCAUUAUCAAGUUCAGAUAGACACACCCAUCAGGGCUUUUCAAACGAUUAUCGAUUAUAUUGAAAACAACAAAUUCACUGUUUCAUCAUAUAGAUUUAUUACUGUGAAAUAGUAUCAGCCAAUCAAACGAGACGGAAGAGAAAAAAACAACUCAUAAACACAUAAUAGCUUGGAUUCAGUGCAGGAAAUUACCCCGUUUAAAUAUAUAGAAAUAUAGAUACACACACACAAGCACAGCAAGAGAAAAAUUGAUACAAACUGAUGAAAAGUAGGAGCCGCCGCUUCUCUCGUCUGUUACCGGCGGACAUUAAACCCUAGUUUAUUGGGAAAAAAAAUCCGUACUUAAAAACAGGUUGUAGUCAAAUGUGCAACAGGAGUAGAUGAUGUUUUUUGUCCAUGGAAAAAACACAACACAAUUACUUGUCCGCGUCGUCAUCACUGUUGAUUUUUAUUUUACAAUUCAGACGUAUGUUUCUGUUUCUUCUGUUUCACACUGUUUUCCUUGGGCAUUAGCCGAAUAAUUAAAAAAAAACAUAGUUUUGUCACAA